Molecule: messenger RNA, 697 nt
Organism: Pelagomonas calceolata
Lineage: Eukaryota; Pelagophyceae; Pelagomonadales; Pelagomonadaceae
Source: the annotation of a GenBank genome assembly
UGCACAUCCGACAGCAGUUAAUCGUCGCUAGUUGCAAUACCAAUACCCUCAGUCUGUCAACAGCGUCGAAAUUAUACACAGAGUCGUAAGCUGUCGCAAAAACGCAUCUAUCUAUGCACCGAGAGGCAGGAAAACAUGAAAGCCGAUAGGAACAUGUAUAAGCUCCGCUGCGUCAACGAGCCUCUUCCUCUCCGCAGCGGUUACCACCGUGUGCAUGCCUGUAAUUGAAGCCCUCGGCCUAGACAAGGCGUCCGUCGGCGCGUGGAUUGCCGUUUGCAUCGUCCUCGGCAAGCUCUCGAAGACGGGGCAUCUCAACAAGUGGGUCGCUCCGACGCUCGCCAUCGCGUUGGGCCUGGCUGAUACCUUCUUCACGGAGGCGCACUACAAGUUAUACGGCCUCGACACGAUGUCGCCGUUCUCGCGCAUGUUUGCCCAGUUAUUGGGCUCGUGCCUCCUCUCAGGCGGCACGUACGUCGCGGUGCUCGCGAAGGGCGACUCGCAGGAAAAGGCGUUCGGCUACGGCUACGCCGUCAUCGCGGCCGCGGCGCUGAAGGCCGGACUCGUGAACGCCGGCGAGGUCGGGAUGGGAAAGGCGCCGUUCUUCGUCUGGGGAGCCAUUGCGUCGUACAUCGCGUACAGGGCGCUUGACGAGUGAACGCUAUCCUGCGAGGCGCCCCGCCUAAGAUUACUACAGCAG